AUGGCGUUUGCACGGCUGUUUACGACAUCAUUGUUAUUGAUGAUCCUUGCCAUGCUACAUUACGCCACCACAUUUUCGUUCUUGUCAUGUUGUUCCGUUACUACCUGUGCGGUAGUCCUGUUCUGCUUCCUCUAUUGGUGCGUGCUGUACCCUGAGUUCUUCUCGCCUGUGCGGCACAUUCCCUCUCCUCAGGUAUGUCAAAGCGAUUUGAGUAUAUACCAUACUUGUUUCUCACAACCAGAUUUUGUACAGGGCCGAUCUUGGUUAUGGGGCAAUUCGAGUUCUUUGAAUCUGCAAUUUGAUCGCAUGCGUCGCUGUAGCAAGGAGGUUCCUAACAAUGGACUGCUGCGCUACUACAUGGUCGGUAACAUCGAACGAAUCUUGGUGACAGAACCGAGGACACUUAACGAGGUUUUGAUAGCCAAAGCGUAUGAUUUCAUGGUUCCGCAGUCUUUGAGGAUCAAGUUUCUCCGCUUCACGGGAGAUGGAAUCCUUCUGGCGCAAGGGGACAAACACAAGACACAACGCAAAGGACUUCUCCCCAGCUUUUCCUAUCGAAGGAUAAAAAAUUUGUACCCUACCUUCUGGUCAAAGUCGGUUGAGGUAGCUGAUGCGAUAAAGAAGUAUAUCGAUGCGUCCCCAUCCCCGGAGAAGCAGGAGGUACAGAUCCGCGGUUGGGCGCAUCGAGUGACACUGGAUAUCAUUGGAACAGCUGGAAUGGGUCACGACUUUGGGGCCAUCCAGAAUCCCGAAUUGGAAUUCCAUCAACGAUACAAGAGCCUGGCACUGAAACCAUCGACUGGCACCAGGCUGUUAAUGCUUAUUGUUUCGUCCACAAUAGGCUUUGAAAGGAUAUUUCAGCUACCAACAAGAUGGAACCGGGAGUCCAAAGCAGCUGCGAGCUACAUCCGAGGUGUGGCACGUGAAAUCGUGCAUGAGAAAAGGUACUCUAUUGGCGAUGCACAAGGCAAGGAUAUUGCUACGACUGCCAUAUCUAGUGGGUUGUUUUCUGAGGAGGAAAUGGUCAACCAGAUGAUGACAUUACUUGUCGCCGGCCACGAGACAAUCGCCGCGUCGUUGCAGUGGGCUGUAUACGCGCUUUGCAGCCAUCCACAUAUGCAAAUUCGCUUGCGGGAAGAGAUACGAACGUACUUGCCUUGCACGGUGUCGAAGGAAGGUGAACCGGCUCCCAAAAUCACCGCGACUCAAAUCGACACAAUGCCGUACCUGAACGCUUUCUGUAGCGAAGUGUUUCGAUUCUAUCCACCUGUGCCUUCUACCAUCAAAGAAGCUAGGGUAGAUACAACUAUUGCGGGUACAUUCAUCCCUAAAGGUACCACGAUGCUAAUACCCAUUGGGUCGGUCAAUUUGGACCAGAAUCUUUGGGGUCCAGAUGCCAGCGAAUUCAAGCCUGAGCGCUGGCUCGGAGAAUGUCGCUCUGGGAGUGGAGGCGCCAGUAGUAAUCACGCAAAUCUUACCUUUCUAACAGGGCCUAGAGGAUGUUUGGGUCAAACCUUUGCGAGGUCUGAGCUACUUUGUCUAGUAGCUGUGCUCGUAGGUCGCUUUGAAUUCAUUUUUCAGGAUCCAACAAAGAAGAUUGAGACUAUAAGGUCUAUCUCUAUAUCGCCAAAAGAUGGUGUUUUAGUUAAUUUGAGAUGUAUAGAAGAUUAGUUAGUCGCUAGUAUAUGAAGAGGGCUCCAGGGCAGCCCUUCAACACCGACCUACAACGAGUGACAAUUCGCUCCUCGACGAGCCGUUCAUGAGUGCUAAGACUGCUGUUUGUAAAUCUGGCAUCCGCGACCAGACCCAACCUUUCUUCCUUCCAUUCUAUUCCCCCUUGUCUUCCAUCUCAUCAUAUCAAUGAAACUCAGCCUGCACGACUCCAUAUCCCACUCCUCCCACCCUCAACUCAAAUACAAGAUCUGCACUCUGUAUCC
This is a messenger RNA of Aureobasidium pullulans EXF-150, 1937 nucleotides long. Its product is annotated as cytochrome P450. Gene Ontology annotation, molecular function: iron ion binding; oxidoreductase activity, acting on paired donors, with incorporation or reduction of molecular oxygen; monooxygenase activity. The record is from RefSeq and is a predicted model, not a curated record. The transcript is spliced from 2 exons. The coding region runs from base 1 to 1671 and encodes 556 amino acids. Lineage: Eukaryota; Fungi; Ascomycota; Dothideomycetes; Dothideales; Saccotheciaceae.